AUGGUCAUCUCACUACUACAAUCACUCAAACUCCAUAAAGACAAGCUUUGGUCGAUUGACUGCGCUAAGGGCCUGGCAGCGACAGCUUCAUCGGACCGUAAGAUAAAGUUGAUUAAUCUGAGGAACUCAGACUUCAAAGAACUGGAAGAGCUCGAUGACAACACACAUAAAAAGUCUGUGAGAUCGGUGUGUUUUAGACCACAUUCAUCGAUUCUUGCUGCUGGCUCCUUCGAUUCUACAAUUUCCAUCUGGGGCAAAGAGGAGAACGACGAUCUUCAAGGAACUUACCAAGAAACAGAGCCUCUGGCUAUCAUCGAGGGACACGAAAAUGAAGUCAAGUCUGUUGCAUGGUCCCAUUCUGGUGAUUUCCUAGCUAGCUGCUCGAGAGAUAAAAGCGUUUGGAUUUGGGAGGCUGACGAAAUGGGCGAGGAAUUCGAAUGUCUAAGCGUGCUGCAAGAGCACACUCAGGAUGUGAAGCAUGUGGUAUGGCAUCCACUGGUUAAUUUGCUGGCUUCCAGCUCUUACGACGAUACCAUCAGACUAUGGAAGGAGGAGGAAGACGAUUGGGAAUGUGCCGCUGUCUUGAACGGCCAUGAAGGCACUGUUUGGUGCUCUGAUUUCGAAACAUCUGAAUCUUCUCUCAGACUCGUCAGCUGUAGCGACGACUCUUCAGUACGAGUCUGGAAACAUGUGGAAGAUGGAGAAGACGGAGAAGAUGUGUGGGCACAAGAGUCAGUUCUCCCCCAGGUGCAUACCAGAGCAGUUUACUGCGUGAGCUGGAGCCCUGAUGGAUACAUCGCAAGUACAGGCUCUGACGGGAUCUUGGCAGUGUAUAAGGAAAAUGAGCAGGGCAAAUGGGAGGUUGUUGCGCAACAAACGGAGGCUCACGGUGUCUUUGAGGUCAACGUCGUGAAAUGGACAAAAGUCGGGGGAAAAACUCUGUUGCUCUCGGGAGCAGACGACGGUUCCGUCAAUAUAUGGAGUUUCUCUUUCUAA
Messenger RNA from Lachancea meyersii CBS 8951, 996 nucleotides. NCBI's taxonomy places the organism in Eukaryota, Fungi, Ascomycota, Saccharomycetes, Saccharomycetales, Saccharomycetaceae. The record is from the annotation of a GenBank genome assembly.